Numida meleagris (helmeted guineafowl) is the source of this 7252-nucleotide messenger RNA. RefSeq names its product fatty acyl-CoA reductase 2 (gene FAR2). Gene Ontology annotation, molecular function: alcohol-forming very long-chain fatty acyl-CoA reductase (NADP+) activity. The record is from RefSeq and is a predicted model, not a curated record. The transcript has 14 exons. Bases 485 to 2032 code for a protein of 515 amino acids. Lineage: Eukaryota; Metazoa; Chordata; Aves; Galliformes; Numididae. Gene Ontology annotation, cellular component: peroxisome. Gene Ontology annotation, biological process: long-chain fatty-acyl-CoA metabolic process.
GCAGGGGAGUUGGAUUAGAUGACCUUUAAAGGUCCCUUCUAACUCAAACAAUUCUAUGAAAAGCCAUAUGCUUAGCUCUGAAGGCUGCUUUGGAGAAAAUAAGAAAACAGAGGGGAACUGAAGAUGCCACUUCCACUCCAUCUGUAUCUUUUGAAUUAAAACUUCACUGGACUGUAAAAUACUCACAAGUCCUGGCAGAGGCUCACUUUCAAAUUUAUAAGAAACUGGAAACACAGGACUUUGUACGAGGCCUGUUCCAAAGAAUCAUAGGAGUUGGAAGAGAGCUCGAGAGAUCAGCUAGUCCAACCCCCUGCUAAGGCAGAUUCUCUAGAGUGCUUUGUACAGUUUCCGAAAGCGUCCAGGCGGAUUUUGAAUUUUUCCAGAGAAGACUUCACAACCAUUCCGGGCAGCUUGUUCCAGUGCUCUGUCACCCUCAAAGUACCUCCUGCAGGAAGAUAAAGGAAGAAUAGAAUAAUAAAGUGCCAUGUCUUCAGUCUCAGCUUAUUACAAUGGAAAGACUGUACUUAUCACAGGAGCUACAGGUUUCAUGGGCAAAGUGCUGGUGGAAAAGCUUCUGCGCUCCAGCCCUGACGUGAAAGCAGUUUAUAUACUUGUAAGACCAAAAGCUGGACAAUCAAUGCAAGAGAGAGUGGCCAACAUGUUGAAAUGCAAGGUCUUUGACAGGGUUCGAGAAGAUUGCCCUAAUUUCCAUGAGAAGAUUAAGCCUAUUAAUGCUGAACUCACUCAACCCAAGUUGGCCAUCAGUGCUGAAGAUGAGGAGGAGCUUCUGACCCGGGUCAAUAUUGUCUUCCACUGUGCAGCAACAGUACGCUUUGAUGAACCCCUAAAACAUGCCUUGCAACUGAAUGCAAUGGGCACACAGAGGCUUCUAGAACUGGCCCAGCAGAUGCAGAAGCUGGAAGCCUUCAUCCACAUCUCCACUGCCUAUGCAAACUGUGUGCGUAAAUGCAUAGAUGAAAUCGUCUACCCGCCUCCAGCUGAACCCAAGAAGCUUUUUGAUUUAGUAGAGUGGUUGGAUGAAUCUAUCAUUCAAGACAUCACGCCCAAGCUGCUUGGGGACUGGCCCAACACUUACACCUACACCAAAGCCUUGUCAGAAUACCUAAUUCAGCAAGAGAAAGGAAACUUGAACAUCGCUAUUAUCAGGCCAUCCAUCGUGGGAGCUAGUUGGCAUGAGCCUUUUCCAGGUUGGAUUGACAGCUUCAAUGGGACAAGUGGAAUAUUUGUUGCGGCGGGAAAGGGGAUUCUAAGGACCGUCAUUGCUAACAACGAAGCGGUGGCUGAUAUGAUUCCAGUUGACGUUGUCAUCAACCUCACCCUUGCGGCUGGGUGGUACACUGCUGUGCACAGACCAAAAAACAUGUUGGUGUACAACUGUACAACAGGUGGAAUCAAUCCUUUCUUCUGGGGAGAAAUGGAGCAGUAUGUCAUGUCCACAUUCAAAAGAAACCCACUGGAACAGGCCUUCAGAACACCCAACGCUCACUUGACAUCCAACUACUUGAUAAACCAGUACUGGAUAACUGUUAGUCACAAGGCUCCUGCCAUACUCUAUGACCUGUACAUGAGGCUCACAGGAAGAAAGCCCAGAAUGAUGAAGAUCAUCAAUCGACUGCAUAAGUCCAUGAUGCUCCUGCAGUAUUUCUCCACCCAGUCCUGGGAUUGGUCUUCAGAUAAUAUGAAUAUGUUAAUGGGUCAGCUUAACACAGAGGACAAAAAGUUAUACAACUUUGAUGUUCGUCAACUGCAUUGGUCAGAAUACAUUGAAAGCUACUGCCUAGGUGCUAAGAAGUAUUUGCUAAAUGAGGACAUGUCUGGCAUCCCUGCAGCAAAGCAGCACUUACGAAAACUGAGGAAUAUCCGAUAUGCAUUUAACACCACCCUCCUUGUGAUCAUCUGGCGCAUUUUCAUCGCAAGGUCACAGAUGGCUCGAAACAUCUGGUACUUUGUGGUGAGCCUUUGCUACAAGUUCCUUUCCUACUUCAGGGCAUCCAGCACCCUCAGGCACUGAAGCUGUCCAUCAACAACCAGCCUCUUCCAGAAGGACCUCCAAUCCUCUCUAACCAGCAACUAUGGGCAUCAGAGUCUGAAAGCAGCAGAAAAAUCCACUCCCUCCAACUGCAACCUGCAUCUAUUGUGCACAGAUAUAUGUUCACCUUUUUAGUUUGAACCAGUGCUUUAAUACGUGGUGGUAUUUAUUCCGUAGGACCGGACUGAUUUUUAAAACCAUAAAGCUUUAGGAACAGAUGAAGAUGAAAUCUUUUACCGAGAGUUCAGGGUGCAAGAGUAAAGAUUAACCAAAGUUGCAGUCUUCCCAUGUGCUACCUGUUUUAGAUUAUUUUAAUCCCAUCCUCCUCCAGAAAAGAGGCAAAUUGAAAGCACAGAACCUUGGAAGAAAAUAAUGCCAUCAGAGAAGAACCAGUCAAGGAAAUUAACCUUUAAGAGGACUUCCUAAAGAGGCUAUUUAUCCUUUAUUAUCAUUCAGAAAUUUUACAUUUUCUAUUUUUCAAAACCUAGAGGGAAAAAAAAAAACAAACAGUUACACUAGGCCAGUGAUCACACUGAACAGUUUUCAGAUCUUGUCUUAUAUUGCUACGGAGGACUGAUACUUUCAAGCCACAACUGAAGACACAAGGAGAAUUCAUGUACCUAUGCUAACUGUACUCACUCACAUGCUGCUUUCUUAUGGAGAGGCAUUUUUUCUCUCAUUGGUUAAGGUUGCAGCUAUCUUCCAUUAAACAGCCUUGAUCUUGCAUUUAUCACUUUUGCUUGAACAUUUAUUCAGCUUGAAAAAUGCUCUACUUACUCUGAGGAUAAAGAGAAGAAUACCUAAAAGAUUGAAGAAACAUUCAGAAACUCAUUAUUAUUUUUGAGAAGUAGGUCCUUUUCUCCAUUCCAUUUGCCUCCCUGUAGCUCAAAAACAAACUGAUACUGCCCUUCAGGAUCUCACUACAGCUGAAUCACUUUGCAGUUGAUCACUUCAACUGGUGAAAAAUAUGUAUAGACAUGUAUGGAGGGAAUCUUACCAAUCAGGACAAUUCUGCUACCACUUGUCAGGAGAGUCUGAAACUUAUUUCUGUUGAGGUUAAGAAAGGUUUCAAAGGUUGACUUCUGUGUAAAAAUCGUCAUGUGCUCAGAAAGUAAUGUUUUUUAAUAUAAAUAAUUAAAAAAAUAAUUAAAUUUAAUAUAAUAAUUCUGCAGUUUAGAAAGGAAUUCAAGGAUCUUACUAAAGCUUAUGGCCAUUGGAGAUAUUUGUUUCACCUAGUGAACUAUGAAUUCCCCUGGGAAGACCAGAGAAAGAGAGAGCUUUCUUCAAAGUAGCUGGUGCAAUGACAGCCUUAGUGCAACAAAUUUAGUCAUGCUAUCAGAUUUACAAAAUCAAAAGUAAUACUGGAAUAUAUUUUAUUCAGAUUACACUGAAUAAGCAUGUUAAGAUUAUGAGACUUUAAAACAGCUGGUUUUUGAAACAAUUGCAGAAUCCAGUUUGUCUAGACUUGUGUCACAUUAGCUGUCUUAAUGCUACAUCGCAAAAAAUGACAUAGUGGCUCUUUUGAGAGCUGAGAAUAGUAUUUACAAAGCUGGCAUUCUUUAAAAGGUAUACUUGGUUGUGGUAGCAAAGGCAAGAGAAAGUUAUGAAGACAAUGUAUUUUUAUUUGGGCAUCCAAACUGAUUCAGAUUUGUAAAGAUACAAGGAAUUAAACUCAUGCUUGUAUGCCCCAUGGAUCUAAUUUUAAGCAACUGCCGAAUGAUGCCCACAGCAUACCCUAACCAGAAACCUGGUAGCCAAAACAGCAGGACUCCAGCAUUCCCUAGCAAAGGCUCCUAUUACAUUACUUGUGAUCUGUGUUCAAUUAGGUUUAGCACACAGUUUACAAAGAUGCAAUUUUUUUUUUAAGCUCUUGACUUGAAAACAUGCUUUCUAAAUGAAACUGUACUAGUUGUUAGCUAUCUGUUUUCCAGUGCCAGAAAGUUGGCAGCGCAUUCUGUGCAUUGUGCUAAUGUAAGAUGUCACGGCCUGGAAGACCAGGUUUACAAGCUGGCAUCCAGAUAUUUUAUGUAUGCUUCUUCUGUAGCAGUGUAUAUGGUGAAAGUCAGCUGCAUUGUACUUGACUAACUGGGACUAUGGUUACCUUAGUAAAGUGAGGCACGUCACCAUAGGGAUGCCUCUAGAAAGACUGCAUUCCCUCAAGUAAAUAAUCAGAUCAUCAGCCAGCUUCCAGUCUUCUUAUAUGAAAGGCUUAAAACAAAACAAAACAAAACUGCAGACUGUUUAGAAACAAAAUUCAUUUAAAAAAAAUGACGUAAGAAUUCCAGCUCAUCUCCAAGAAGUCUCUUUAAGUGCCUGACUUACAUAGAAAGAGAAGCAAUAGCUAAGGGGAUUGUAGAUCUUAAGCUGUACACAUUGUAAGGAAAUACUGAGUCUCACAGAAAAGUCAAAUACUGCAGAUGUGCUACACCUACAACAGUGUAUAUAGACUAGACAUACUAUUGUUUAGCUAUGAGUAAAGUUUGCUGCCUUCCCUUCACCAAUGCUAGUCAUGCCAUGCAUCCUUCAAAUAUGCCUGUAGGCAUUCAUAGUUAUUUGCACAGUCUGUAUUGUUCCAACAAGUCUGAUAUGUACCUGCUCACGAUGAGUAUGUUUGGACUUGAUUUCUGCAUGUGUAAAAGGACACUUCAGGCUUCACUCAGAACAUUGGUGGUAUCACAUUCUAAAGCACGUCAGCAUUUUGCUGAAGGUAACAGCCACUGCAAAGCUACUACUCAUCCUUGAAAAACAACUGGGAUGUUACAGAAAUAUUGCAAUUGCAGAUGGCAUAUGCUAUUCUGGAGACCUUUCAUUCCCUAUGCAACAUUGCCAGAAGCUGGUUCCAGUGCUCUGGCCUUAGCCUGUGGGGGAGACCAAGCUGUUAGCUUGUCUUUACACAGACAUAACACAUGUGAAACUUGAAUCUUUUUUCACCUUUUUCAGGUGAUUAUCAGAACCACAACAGGAGAGAAACCAUAGAAAAACCCCAGUGGAGAAACUGACACAUGGCAAUGGUAUUUAUCUGCCAUUUCUGACAGUAAUCAUGGAAAGCUGGACCUCACAAAAGAAUUUUUUCUCACCUCAAGCUAUGACUUAGACAUGUUUUACUUUGUGCUUCUCAGUGUACUUAAACGUACUCUGAAGAAAUCCAAGUCUUGGAGAAAAUAUAAAAAAUGCCGAGUGACAGCUUUUUUCUUUUCUUAUUCCAUGUCUAUCUCUCUUUCGUGUAUACUCACAAUCUUUUCUCAAAAGAAAAGCAAGCUAAGGCUCUUGUUCAGUUAAAUCAGAGGUCCGGUGAUGACCUCUGAUUCGUGCUCAAAUUAAUGUGAACAAUUCAGGAAUGUAUGCUACUCAUUGCUGAAGGCUAGAUUUUUUACUACCUGUAUGACUGAAACAGGACUCACUCAGGCUUUUAUUUUUGUUUUCGUCUAUAGAGGUAGCAUGGUCAGUGCUAUAGGGAGAAGCUACAAGGGGCAUUUCUACAGCUUGUGCUCAUACCAGGAUUGCUAGAUAUAGCACAUCCAGCUCAAAGAGGAAAGGGAGAUGCAAGAAAUCAGAGAAGCAUGAGCUGCCAAACCUAGAGGACUCUGCCUCCCAAGGGGCAGGGGAAGAGCUCCAUCAGCAUUUUGUGAUCAGUUUGAUUUCUUCUAAUAAGAUGGAUAAAUUAAAAGGCUCCCCAACAACCUGUUCAGUUCUUUCCCAAACAACCAACAGGCAGCACAGAGAACAGUAUUAGCAGUCAUUCUGCAUAGCCACAGAAGAAAAUAUCUGCCACAAGACUGUAACAAGAUUGUCUGUGACUGUUUGUACCCUAUGAACUAGCAGUGUAGCUACCCACUCACAAUGUUGGAAGCCUGCAGUGCUGCUACAGAAAUAGCAUGGAUGACUGUUGGACCCAGUGUACUCAUGUCCUGUUAAUACUCCAUGUAAACACUAUUUCUGUAGGCUAUAGCUGUAUGAAAGCAAUGAAACACUGACUAUCAUUUCAUUGUCGAAGAACAAUGAAUAUAAGCUUGGAAUUAAGAAGUAUCUGUGUUUUUUAUUAAAUUGCUGUAACAACAACAACAAAUCCCUAAAAUGAAUCAGAGUUGAAACUGCUAUUUUACUGACAACCAGCAUGUCUGCUAUAAAAAAUAAAAUUUCUCUCCUCCAUCCUCUUUCACCCCAAUAACUUUGUUAAGAAAACUACAUUAUUUCUUGGUAGAAGAAAUGGGUAACAGACAUACUGAUACUCAACUUUCUGUUGGCACAUUGCCCGCCUCCUCAAUGGAUUUAUUUUACAUUUUCCAAGAAAGCAUAAUUAUAGCUGUCUGUGUGCAUGUUUACAUCUUUCAGCACAAGUCUUCUCAUACAACAUACAGAGAGGGUAACACAGAGGAGUUUAUACUGAAAUAACAGGCCACACUUCUUUUGUGUGCUCUGUUCUAAAUCAGUUUAAGAUGCAAGAAGCAAGAAAACCUAUCAUAGUUUCAAAUGCAAAGAAAACCUAACCUGUAGUACUAUUAAAUAAUCAAAUAAUUAUAAUGAAUGAGCAAUUGGGAAAGGGAUGUGGAGAGGGCAUUCUUUUAUUUGUAAAUAAGCUACAGCUUCUUGGUUGAAAGCAUGGUGUUGCUCUUCCAGCAAUGACAUACUACUGCAGAAAGCAAAGGUGGAUUUUUAAAUUUUUAUCACAAUUAGAUCUUUUGUUCUAGUACAGAGUAAGUAAUAUACCAUAUAUUCACCAUAAAUUAAAAGGAUGAAUAUUUCACUGUAUGGUGCUAAAUAUUGGUAUGAAGGUGAUACGGACUUACUUGAGACAAUUAAAAAAAAUGUAUUUGGGGAAUAAUUAAUUACUAUCCCACUUUAUUGCUAAAAAUUCAACUAUGAUUUGAAUUAUUUUGUUCAGAUUAACAUGAAGUUGCUUACAAAAAGUUUGUUGUUCUUACAUAAUCUUGGCAGACUCCAGUUUUACUUAGUAAAACAAAUAUUCUCCUGCUGUCCAAAGUUUAUAUGGUUCUAUCUGCUAUUUCUAUUCUCUUGUUAGCUAUGAGACAACUAUAAAUAUCAUAAAUCUUACGUACAAGGUUUCUGAUGUAAAGGCUCUUCUGAGCUCACAAAUCGGUUAAAAUGGAAAAUUCGCAACUUCUGAGAACUUCAGCCAUAAAAUUGUUAAUAUGAUAUUUAUGUUACUUUAAAAAUUUAAUAAAACAUAAUAUUUUAAAACUA